Messenger RNA from Panicum virgatum (switchgrass), 1045 nucleotides. Its product is annotated as thioredoxin H-type-like. Bases 424 to 792 code for a protein of 122 amino acids. NCBI's taxonomy places the organism in Eukaryota, Viridiplantae, Streptophyta, Magnoliopsida, Poales, Poaceae. The record is from RefSeq and is a predicted model, not a curated record. The transcript is spliced from 4 exons.
AGCACAUACAUAUUAUUACAUAUUUAAAUAGGUAAAUUCCAAAUAUGGGACUUAAUUCCAACUAUAGCACUCGCUAUCUGCGAUCUGCUACCCAGACAUCAAUCAGCUACCAGCCGCUAUAUGCUAUUUAUUACCUUGCUUUGCAUAGAGAUCUAAUACAAAAUCAACCAAUAGAAAGAAACAAACAUGAAAUUAAAAAGAAACGUUCCCACUCGCACUUGUGUCCCAGCCUGAAAUACCGGAAAAUUUUGUAUGCUCCAGAAUGCAUGCUUGAAACCCUGGUUGGACUGACCUUCAAAAAAGUGGCGAGCAUCUAUUCCUUCCCAUCCAAAACGUUUCCAGCAGGCCUCAGCGCUACAAUUAAAUAUUGCCAUCACUGCCUGCCCUUCCCCACACGAGCUCACGCAGUGAAAGCAAGGCAACAUGUCGUCGUUGACCAACCGAGUGUUUGGGGAGCCCCGGCCAGGGUGGUACUGGGCUUAUUACAUCAUUAAUAAUAUUCAAGAGUUAGUAACUGCUCUGACCCAAGUCCAUCCAGUGGUGCUGAUGUUCUGGGCGGACUGGAACCAAGCAAGCAAUGUCAUGGAGCGACCGUACUUUAAUAUGGGCGUUGCUAAAAAGGAUGAGGCCGUAUUCUGCCGGCUGGACUUCGACAAGUUUAAAGAUGUUGUAGAGAAGUUCAGAGUGAAGGAUCUGCCAACGUUCGUGCUGAUCAAGGAGGGCGAGGAGCAGCGCAGAGUCGUUGGCGCCAAGGUGGAGGAGCUCAACACGACUAUCAAGAACAACAUUUGAUGCGAUCCAUGCAUCCAGAACAAAGGCAUACACAUACCCAGGAUGUACAACUACCUCAUUCACCGCAGUAAGGGGGGUGCAUGUGCGAAACGAUCGACCGUGUCUUAUACUCCGUCCGUCCUAAAUUAAGUCUGUUAUGGAUCUGUCUACCUGUAACUCGUGCAAUUUAAGACUCACCAUCACUUGGGCAAUAUGUUGUACCCCAGCACCUGAAUUUGGUUUCUAGAAAAUUCGAGUGAUGGACCCAAAUCAA